AUGAUGUGUACCGAUGUCAUGUUUUCCAUUCACGACUGGACGCCAUGUCACUCCAGCAUGAUGACCUUGGCUGCUAAGUACGCCAUACAGUUGAGGACCCGCUCGUCUGAUGUUGUGGAGAGGCUAGAAGAACUAAGACAGUGGGUGCUACAGAAGGACCUCCAGACACACUGCACAGCAGUUCCUAUCUCGCCUGUUUCUUGUUCGUCUGAGACCCCUAGUCCUGGUUGUCAAACCUUUCCCUCUCAUCACAUCCCUUUCCAAGCCAGUAUCCCCCCAGCUCUUCCCAACUGUCCCCCUCCCUCUACUAGUCAUUUAGAUGGUGACAGAUUUGUAAAACUUCAGACUUUCAAUUCCAGACAAGAUGCCAGUCUCUACCAAGGAAACUACAUGACCAUCGGUUCAGGUUUUUGUUGUAUACCCCUAACAACCAGUAGAGAUGAGGGAGAGAAAAUGAAGAAGACGUCGUCUCUGGGAAGAUUUUUCAGAAACAUGGGCAUAAGACGAUCAGGGAAGAAAACUCAGUACAAACCUCAUGAUGGUGAUUUAUGUGCUACAGAUAUCACCAUGAGUGAUGAAGACAGAAAAGCGUUGAUGAUGAUGGUCAAGGAUGGUGCAUUGACAACUGAGCAAGCCAUGGGCAUGGUAAAACAGUACGAGGAGGAAAGGCGCCGGGAAUGGCUGCAGCAACAGGGAAACCAUAAAGGGGCUCAAAAGAAGAAGAAGCAAGGAGGCAAACCCACCAAGUCGCCCUCGGCAACUUACCAUGACAUUGCCACUAGAUGUCAGGUCUGCCAACGUUUCCUGUCUAAUGACCCAACCAAAUCGUCACCCAACUUCUGCAACGAUCCUAGUCACCGCUUCGAAUGUUACCAACACCGUCGGGUCCACAGCGUCAGCCAUAUUGAAUUCAACCCCUCUCCCAAAUCACCGGAGGCAGCUCGUGCCAUGUCCUGUACCCCAACCAGGGGUUUCUACAACUCCUCAGAAGUUCAUUCGCCCGUAACAUUUUACUCGCCCGGUCACCCAAGACUCUAUUCACCUGUCUUUCCUCAUGAGAGCAAAAUUUACCAUCCAGGCAGCCUGUGUUGCGGCCAGCAUGGAAACUACUACGCUGGUAACAGUCAGCAUAGCUCUUUCCAUGAAUCUCCCUCUGCCAUGUCCAGUUUCUCGAUGGAGUCCGAACAUUCUAUGGAGUGUCAGGCACAUGUCCUGACCCCUGGUGAGGUGGCAGCCACAAGGGGAGAUAAUUGGAACUAUAGCACUUACUCUAGUGCCAUGUCAACAGGAUCAGACACCUCUCCAGCCAUUGGUUGGAGGAAAAACUCGGAAGGAGGGGAUCCUAUGAAAAUACAAAAGGUGCGUAAUCAGUCGGGGACCAGUAAAUCCGUUAGUUCUGUCGACAGCUCACAGAGUGGGGGAUCAGGAAAUAUGUCCACACACAGUGCUAGUCCAGGAAGUGGCAAAAGUAGCUCUUCAAUGGAGGCAGAGGGCACAAGUGGUAACCAUGACAACACAUCUUCCUCACUAGUAAGGGUCCAUACAGAAUACACACCAUCCAAGACAGAAGUGGACAUGCUGCAUAUCAAGAAAGGGGACAUUAUAUGGGUGGCCACAAAAACAGCAGGGGGACUUUGGAAAGGUGUGCUGAGUGGAAAAACAGGGUGGUUCAGGCACACCUUCACAGAACCAUGUAGUCAUGGUAACAGUGAUGCCAGUCAAAGGAGAACACCAAAUCCACGAAGAACUCCAAGGAAGACUAAACCUAGAACUGUGGAAGAGCUUUUGUAUAGGCUAGGCCUAGAGGUUCUGGAAAAAGUCUUUCUGGAAAAUGGUUUUGAGCACCUGGAAAGUUUUGCAGACUUGAAUGAAAGUGAUCUAGAUGCCCUUGGGAUCAGAGACCCCCAGCAGAGAGCCAAGCUCUUAACAGCUGCUGAACUACUAUGUAGUGCAGAAGAUGAUGAAUUUCCAGAGAUGGCUAACCCUAGCAGUCUCCCUAACCAUGCCUCAUACUGCUACUCUCCACGGCUAAUGACAAUCAGUGACUGUCACCACCGCACAUGCCCAGGAAGUAGGGACUCCGGUUGCUAUGGCAGCUGGGAGCAUCUGGGUCACAAGGAGGUUUUCAACAAGCAAGGUUACAUGAUAUCAAAGAACCACAACAGUCGUGUGUCACCUCUACAAUAUAACAAAGAGAACCUGCAGCCAGUGAACCAGAGCAGGGCAGUCGGGGAGAUUCGGUACGUUUGCAAUCGUCAAGCCAACAGCAGUGGGAGAGGGAGUGCUAGCAGUGGACGGACCAGUGUGGAGAACUGUGGAGGUGAAAGUCAGACGUCCGACAUGGAACGGAGUGACAAAGACUUCACUGAGGAGGACAGGGAGGUGUGCGAGAUCACUCGUGGGGUCCGAAGUGAAGUCUCGUGUGCUCACCCUGGGGAUCACGUGACCCCUCAGGCGGUAGAGAACUCUGUGUUCAGUGACUUCUCUGUUGUCAUGUGUUCAAAUGCUGGUACACAAACUUCUUACUGUGAUGCUGAAACAAGAUGCUCUCAGGUUGCCAAUCAAGUAAAUGGUCAUUCUCGUGGUGCUACUGAAUGUGAAAGAUCAAAACCAUUUCCAAGCAAGGUUGUGACAAAAUCUAAAAACUCUAAACAGGAUGCACAAGUCCAGGUAAUGUGCCCUUUUGGGCCCCUGUCUGUGUGUCAUGAGGGAGGUCAAACUCCAACAAGACAAGAAUGUGUUCAGAGACAAAGGGGCUCCAAUGGGGGUUCUUCAGACUCUACUCCCACAGGGGAACUCCACGGGAGAGCAUCAUCUUCCCAAGGUGCCAUAACAAACCAAGGGGGACAAGUGCAAUAUACCGAAAAGCAAGUGCCAAAUAAUACAUGUAGAUCGCAUUCUGUAGACAAUUCUAGACCGGUGUCAUCACCCAAAGACUUCAGAAAUGUUCAGAAAUCAUUAGUGUCAUUAGUCAAAGCAAAGCUAGCUGAUGAGAAUAUCAACCUCACCCAGGAACCAUAUUCCACAAAGCAAGGAGACUGCAGGAUUCCUCCCCUCUUGAUUCAGAGGUACUCCGAGGAACUGAAGCACGAUUUGAACAGUGUGUGCACUGUGCUUGAACAAGUGCGAGUGCAUUCACUAACCACCCAACGUAGACCUGUGAUACAAAUGGAGAACCUUGCUGAUAAAUGUUCCUCUGGUUCUGAGCUCAAAACCUCCUCCAUUCCUGAUUUCUUUACCUCCAUAGGCCUUCCCAUGUAUACAAGUGCUGUGAUUGGUCAAAACUACAGACUUCUGGAGCAGCUUUUCAAAUUAACCAAUCAAGAAAUCCGUGACAUCACAGGUGCAUCUCACAAACAUACUAAGAGAAUAGCACAUGCACUAACAUGGGUGAAAAAGAAGAUGGCUGCACAAGUUAGCAAUGACGAAACUGGUUUAAUAGAUAGGGUUUAAUUGUUAUAUAAACAAAAAUAAUUAACUCUCAACAAUAUGUUUGUGCAAUUUUAAUAUCUUUGUUUAACUGUUAUUUUCUGUUCAGUAUUUAAUGUGGUGUAAUUUACAGAUAUUCUUACAUAUGUAUUACAUUUCUUUUGUUCAGCUGGUGGAAAAGUUCGAAUUUUGUUACAUGGAUGAACUUCCUGGUAUUUCACAAAAAAGGGCACUAAAUAUUUGGACCUUUUUUUUUGGAUCCAAAUUUAAAUAUUCAACUGCGUGCAGGAGUUUUUAUUUUAUCAAGUUUUUACUUGUAAAUAGCAAGUUCGUUUCUUACCCUGAAUUUGAUAUUCAUAUACGUUUAUAGGCUCUAAAGAAGCAUGGUAAAGAUGUAUGGAAGCUCGAUACGAUAGCAGUUUUUGUUCUAGGCUAGUUUAUACUUUGACUGUCGUUAAGCCUGAUAGGGAAGUGAUGAAAUGUACAUUUUAGUUUUAAUUUAUCAAGGUGGUAUGCCAGAGAUGUUUGUUGUUUAUAUCAAUUAUUGUUUCUGUUACACAUUCUAUGACCAUUAAUAAAAUCAAGAUGGGGAUAUAAAA
Molecule: messenger RNA, 4028 nt
Organism: Ostrea edulis (European flat oyster)
Lineage: Eukaryota; Metazoa; Mollusca; Bivalvia; Ostreida; Ostreidae
Product: SAM and SH3 domain-containing protein 1-like
Molecular function (GO): protein binding
Source: RefSeq, a predicted model, not a curated record